GACAAGUGAACAUAAUGCCUCAACUACCUCCAUACAAUCAGUUUCUAAUGUACCUGCUACAUCAGUUAGACCCAACCCAAUAAUGGAUUUAAUAAGUGCAAGUUUUACACCAUCUUUAUCAAAUUCCGUGACAUCCAUUAUAAAAGAUGGCCACGUUGGUAGACCAAGAUAUGACAUUACAAAAGAGCAAGUACUUCACUUCAGAUCACUAGGUUUUAAGUGGUCGAAAAUAAGUGAAAUUUUGAAUAUUUCAAGGAGGACUUUAUAUCGGGUCAAAGACACCCAUAGCAUCACAGAAGAGACGUUUAAUAGACGAAAUAAAAUCUAUAAUACAGGACAUUAUGAUGGGAACUCCAAAUGCUGGAGAAACAUAUAUUUUAGGAAGUAUUUGUGCGCGGAACAUGAAAGUACCUAGAGCUACCAUACGAGAGAUUUUGAAAGAAGUAGAUCCAUUAGGAAGAUCAGAGCGUAAGAGAAAAACGAUUAAACGUAGAGUCUACAAUGUAAAGGGUGCAAAUCACUUAUGGCACAUAGACUCCAAUCACAAAUUGAUAAAUUUCCGAUUCGUAUAUCACGGUUGUAUAGACGGUUACAGUAGAAGCAUCAUAUACCUAGAAUGUAUGCACAAUAAUAAAGCUGACACUGUACUUUCAUUAUUUGAAAAGGGUGUACAGAACUUUGGUCUGCCAAGCCGUGUUCGAGGAGACCAUGGUACUGAAAACGUAGCAGUAGCCAGAUACAUGUUGACUCAGAAAGGCAUUAACCGUGGGAGUUUCAUAACUGGCCGUUCUGUGCAUAAUCAGCGUAUCGAAAGAUUGUGGUCAGAAGUGAAUAGAGUUGUGUCCAAACACUACAAAGAACUAUUUUUAAUGAUGGAAGAAGAAAAUUUGAUUGAUGAAACUAGUGAGAUAGAUCUGUAUUCUUUGACGUAUGUAUAUUUGCCAAGAAUACGCCAGUCAUUAAAGGAGUUUGUGUCGCAAUGGAAUAACCACGGUCUGAGGACAAUGAACUGUAGAUCCCCGCUACAACUGUGGAACACAUCCAUAAUUGAAGGAAGUGGACAUGAUGAAGACAGUUUAUAUUGGAAAGAGCCUGACUACUAUGGUGUGGAAGAUUCCACAUCUUUUCCGGAAAUUGUAACUUCUAACAACGUUAUCGUUCCAGAAUCCAACAUAAAUUUAACUGUACAACAAUUUCAAAGAUUGGUUGAAGCAGUUCCAGAUCCAUUACGAAAUGAUAAUACCCAUGGAAUUAGUCACUAUUUAUGUAUAAAAAAUUUACUGAAUACGUUAGUGAAUUGAAAUAAUUUUAAGAAAAACUAUACAUUCAUAAAAUUACCUAGUUAGUAUUUUUUAAUAAACGUAAGUGUUUUCUAAACAUAAGGUUACUAAUUUAGCGCAGUAAUA
Molecule: messenger RNA, 1406 nt
Organism: Photinus pyralis (common eastern firefly)
Lineage: Eukaryota; Metazoa; Arthropoda; Insecta; Coleoptera; Lampyridae
Exons: 3
Coding region: 342-1301 (319 amino acids)
Biological process (GO): DNA integration
Molecular function (GO): nucleic acid binding
Source: RefSeq, a predicted model, not a curated record